UAUUAGAGCCAGAGUUACAACCAAGGAACUGAUAUAUCCUGAGCCACAACCAGAACCAAUGGCUGAAUCCUCAUCAUUCAGUGAAGUUUCCUUCUCAGAUUCUGAUUGGGGUAUUGAUAAUGAAGGACCAAUCUUGGAACAGAGUGAAAGUUUACUGGCUGCUUCAUUGAAUCUGGCUGCUAUGCCAAGAUUACCUCAGGUGCGAGUGCCUGCUGGUCUUGAGGUGCCUAAGUACAUGGAGGAGAAUCGACCAAUCAAAUUGGAAUAUACCGUCAAGGUUGAAAAGAUCUAUAAAGGAGAUGAUCUACUGAUGCCCAAGUCUAUUGCUAAGAUUGCUUCAGCAGCCAUUGAUGCAGCAUGCGGAGUCACAGACUUAGAAGUGGGACAGGUCUACAUUUUAGCAGGAACCUUUUACAAUGCUGAGCUAAGAAUUUCAUCGUGCAACUGGAAGGAGGGAUACAAGAACAUUACAAAGAGACAAAGACAAGGAAUCAAACACAACUACAAACUUCAAUGUGGAAAAUGUGAAAUUUCACCUUGCUACGGUCGUUACUGCCCGACUGAACCUGUACCAGGUGUGUGUAUGUGGGACUUGGCUCACCUUAGGGAUGAUUGUGAGAGUGAAUAUGCUUACUGCUCACCAGAUGCAAGUGGACAGUGUUUCUGGAAUGGAAAGACAGACAUGCGCCGAUGCAUGAGGAGACGAGCUAAGGGAAGGACACAGAGCAGAGGAUUUAUGCCAUAAACCACCAACAGAGGGCACCCUCUUUUUACCCAUCAUGCCUGAUUCUCUUCAUCAUGCUGGAGUGAAGUGCUCUUUGUGUACAAUGUACAUAAUCUACUAUUCAUGGACACUCCCCUUUGAAGAUUUCAGUGUUUGUCAUCAUCUCUAACAAUCAACUUUUAAACUGUUAAUUUCUUGAUAAUCAUUAAAUAAACCAUUUUAUUUUUGAGACACACACACACAAAAUCAAAACUGGGAGAUCGACAACCAUUCAGAAAAAAAAAUAUUUGAAUUAUUUUUAUGUGAAAAGUGCUAAAAUUACCUGUCGUGAACUAGAACUAGAAGAGUGUGAACUCCUUGAAAGCAUUAACACCCCUUUUUACCCUAUUGUACAUCAUAUUUCUAAUUGCACAGAAUAAAUUAACAUGGAAUCAGUGAAAGACUUUUGGUUAUUCUUUAACAAAUUAAGGUACUGUAUAUUUUGUGAAAAGGUAUUAUUAGACUUUAAAGUAUAGAUGUCAUAAAUGUCAUUUGAUUUUUUUGUUGACUUGCUCUCAAUCAAACAGACAUAAAGAAAGGAAAAAAGGGUUUAAUACAACUUUAAACGUAGCAUGCUCAUAAUUUUUCUAUACUACAAUGAUGUUCAACUUCAGAAAGGAAUUCUCUUAUUGGAAAUUUCAAAUUUAUUUUUCAUAACCCCUCAUAUUUUGGGGUUUAAUCAAAUAUUAAUCUACAAGAUUUUUCACAUUUUUAUAUUGAUUUCUUAACAUCAAAGUACAAGCAUGGUCUUCCUAAAAUAAAAGAAAUGAGGUCUGAAUGAAAAUUCAGAAAUAUUUAUGUUUUGUCAAGAAUAAAAAGUUCUUUACAUUAUUAUUAAACUUUAACUGAAAUUAUAAUAUGACUAUAAGUUUAUUUAUAUGAUAACCAUUUUAUGAAGAACUGUAAUAAAAUGCUGUACAAAACUAUUAGCAUAUACACUCUAAAAACAAAAUAAGAAAGACAUCAUUUUAGAACCAAUCAUUAUGUUGAAUAAGGAACAAAAGGUGGUAAUACCUUUUUUUAGUUUAAAAAGAAAUUUAUACUUUUAGGCCAUUUUAUAUGAUGAUUUCACAUUUAAUUUUUAGAGUGUGUGGGUAUAAUGUUAAAUCUCAUUUUAACCAAUAUCUUCCUAUCUGAUAUUCAAAUGUAGGCCUACUUCAAAUAAAGAAGAAAAAAAAAUCAAAUGUUAGUAUUAAUUAAAAUUUAUUGAACAGUGUGAAUAUAAACAAAGGCUGCCUCUGCUGUUGUUCUUCCUUUUGAUGUCUACUUUUUGUUGUAAAUAUUACUUAUUUUAUUUCUUUGGUAUGUUUAUUGAAUAUUCUUUUGAUGUAAAUCACAGUGUUUCGUUCAUCUAGAGUAUAAUUUUUUGUCUUCCAUAAAACUGUUCAGUCUUUGAUUAAUGCAAAAUUGAUUGCAAGAAAAACAAGAAGAAUUUAACGAGCUGAUGAGCAUCAUAUGAAAGGUAGUACAUGUAUAUAUUCUAAAUAAUUUGUGAUGUUCAUAGUAAUGUGUAUAUUUCAUAUGAAUAACCACCAUUUAAAAAAAACCAGUGUGUACAUUGUAUAUCAUGAUAGGAUAAAUAGCUCUCAUCUUCAUGUGCUAAUUUAAAAAAAAUGAUCAAAGCUAAAAGUGAAAAACAAAAUAGAAUUUAUUUGGCUGAAUGAUCAUCUUGUAUAAAUUAUACUUCAUCUCUUCAUACCUACCUCUAUCGACCUCUGUGAAAAUUAAGGAAAACCCUUUUUAGUUGUCUUAUUCUUCAAAUGUGUUGCUUUUCCUUUUCCUGUUUGUGCACAUCUCCAAUUUUGAAUGCAUAUUCUAUGUUAUUCACUCAUAUACUUUUAAGAAUAAUAUUCAUAUUUAUAACAAUAGAAUGAGCUAAUUCAAUCUGGUUGGCAUUUAUUAAGAUAGUAAGAGGCAAGUUAAUAUAUAUUUCUUAUUAACCCCAGAGAACUGAUAAGUGGAUUAUAUAUGUGAAAAUGGCUGAAUUUCAUUGAAUGUUUUGCCAAGUAACCAAUGUGUCUAUAUUUGUCUCAUUCAACUUUGUCAAUGUCUUGCUUGCUCUAAAAAUAUUCAAUUAAACUAAAUGUUCUUUGAUA
Lytechinus pictus (painted urchin) is the source of this 2859-nucleotide messenger RNA. Its product is annotated as metalloproteinase inhibitor 3-like. Gene Ontology annotation, biological process: negative regulation of endopeptidase activity; negative regulation of membrane protein ectodomain proteolysis. Gene Ontology annotation, cellular component: extracellular matrix. Bases 59 to 745 code for a protein of 228 amino acids. The transcript has 4 exons. The record is from RefSeq and is a predicted model, not a curated record. NCBI's taxonomy places the organism in Eukaryota, Metazoa, Echinodermata, Echinoidea, Temnopleuroida, Toxopneustidae. Gene Ontology annotation, molecular function: protease binding; metalloendopeptidase inhibitor activity.